Messenger RNA from Mandrillus leucophaeus (drill), 2716 nucleotides. It is a transcript of the gene APBA1, whose product is annotated as amyloid beta (A4) precursor protein-binding, family A, member 1. The record is from RefSeq and is a predicted model, not a curated record. Gene Ontology annotation, cellular component: plasma membrane; cytoplasm; dendritic spine. NCBI's taxonomy places the organism in Eukaryota, Metazoa, Chordata, Mammalia, Primates, Cercopithecidae. The coding region runs from base 203 to 2716 and encodes 837 amino acids. Gene Ontology annotation, molecular function: protein binding; amyloid-beta binding. Gene Ontology annotation, biological process: chemical synaptic transmission. The transcript has 13 exons.
AGCGCAGGCGGUAUCUAAGGGGCCUGGGAAGCGGGAAAGCUCGGGAGUCACUCACGAGAGAACACCCUGCAGGAGUCGACCCAGCUGCCUGGCUUCGUGGUCCUGCAGCGUGGCCCGUUGCUUCGCGCAGAGCCCAGUGGAGCAAAAUGAGAGCGCAGUGAGCCAGGCCCAGCUUCUCUCCUAGCCGUCCCCGACUCCCACCAUGAACCACUUGGAGGGGUCUGCGGAGGUGGAGGUGACUGACGAGGCGGCAGGUGGGGAGGUGAACGAGUCGGUGGAGGCCGACCUGGAGCACCCCGACGUAGAAGAGGAGCAGCAGCAGCCGCCACAGCAGCAGCACUAUGCGGGCCGCCACCAGCGCGGGGGCGCCCUCGAGGACCUCCGCGCCCAGCUCGGCCAGGAGGAGGAGGAGCGUGGGGAAUGCCUGGAGCGCUCAGCCAGCACCGAGAGCGGCUUCCACAACCACACGGACACCGCCGAGGGCGACGUGAUCGCCGCGGCCCGCGACGGCUACGAUGCGGAGCGCGCACAGGACCCCGAGGACGAGAGCGCCUACGCUGUGCAGUACCGGCCGGAGGCCGAGGAGUACACGGAGCAGGCGGAGGCCGAGCACGCCGAGGCCACGCACCGCCCUGCACUGCCCAACCACCUGCACUUCCACUCGUUGGAGCACGAGGAGGCCAUGAACGCGGCCUACUCAGGCUAUGUCUACACGCACCGGCUCUUCCACCGCGGCGAGGACGAGCCCUACGCUGAGCCCUACGCCGACUACGGCGGUCUUCAGGAGCACGUGUACGAGGAGAUAGGGGACGCGCCGGAGCUGGACGCGCGCGAUGGCCUGCGGCUCUACGAGCAGGAGCCCGACGAGGCGGCCGCAUACCGCCAGGAGGCCCUGGGCGCGCGGCUGCACCACUACGACGAGCGCUCAGACGGCGAGUCUGACAGCCCCGAGAAGGAGGCCGAGUUCGCGCCCUAUCCGCGCAUGGACAGCUACGAGCAGGAGGAGGACAUCGACCAGAUCGUGGCCGAGGUCAAGCAGAGCAUGAGCUCGCAGAGCCUCGACAAGGCGGCCGAGGACAUGCCCGAGGCCGAGCAGGACCUGGAGCGACCCCCUACCCCGACCGGGGGUCGCCCCGACAGCCCCGGGCUGCAGGCACCGGCGGGGCAGCAGCGGGCAACAGGCCCCGCUGGCGGCGGCGAAGCAGGGCAGCGGUACAGCAAGGAGAAGCGCGAUGCCAUCUCGCUGGCCAUCAAGGACAUCAAGGAGGCCAUCGAGGAGGUGAAAACCAGGACCAUCCGUUCGCCUUACACCCCCGACGAGCCCAAAGAGCCCAUCUGGGUCAUGCGCCAGGACAUUAGCCCCACCAGGGACUGUGACGACCAGAGGCCGAUGGACGGAGAUUCUCCGUCUCCUGGCAGCUCCUCACCCUUGGGUGCAGAGUCAUCAGGCACACCUCUUCACCCCAGUGACCCCGCAGAAGCCUCCACAAAUAAAGAGUCAAGAAAAAGCUUGGCUUCAUUCCCAACCUACGUUGAAGUUCCGGGACCCUGCGACCCCGAAGACUUGAUCGAUGGAAUCAUUUUUGCUGCCAAUUACCUUGGCUCCACCCAGCUGCUCUCAGACAAAACUCCUUCCAAAAAUGUGCGCAUGAUGCAGGCCCAGGAAGCCGUAAGCAGGAUCAAGAUGGCCCAGAAAUUAGCCAAAAGCAGGAAGAAGGCUCCUGAAGGCGAAUCUCAGCCAAUGACUGAGGUGGAUCUCUUCAUUUCUACCCAGAGAAUCAAAGUGCUGAACGCUGACACACAGGAGACAAUGAUGGACCACCCUCUGAGGACCAUUUCCUACAUUGCGGACAUUGGGAACAUCGUUGUGCUGAUGGCCCGCCGGCGGAUGCCUCGUUCCAACUCCCAGGAGAACGUGGAAGCCUCCCACCCGUCCCAGGAUGGGAAAAGGCAGUACAAGAUGAUCUGCCACGUCUUCGAGUCUGAGGAUGCUCAGCUGAUUGCACAGUCCAUCGGACAGGCAUUUAGCGUGGCGUACCAGGAAUUCCUCAGGGCCAAUGGGAUUAACCCCGAAGAUCUCAGCCAGAAGGAGUAUAGUGACCUGCUCAAUACCCAGGACAUGUACAACGAUGACCUGAUUCACUUCUCCAAGUCGGAAAACUGUAAAGAUGUUUUCAUAGAGAAGCAGAAAGGAGAAAUCCUAGGUGUGGUGAUUGUGGAGUCUGGCUGGGGAUCCAUCCUCCCCACCGUGAUCAUUGCCAAUAUGAUGCAUGGUGGCCCUGCAGAGAAAUCUGGGAAGCUGAAUAUCGGUGACCAGAUCAUGUCCAUUAAUGGCACCAGCCUGGUGGGCCUGCCUCUAUCCACCUGCCAGAGCAUUAUUAAGGGCUUAAAGAAUCAAUCCCGAGUCAAGCUGAAUAUUGUGAGAUGUCCUCCGGUCACCACCGUGUUAAUCAGAAGACCAGACCUUCGCUACCAGUUGGGUUUCAGUGUCCAGAACGGAAUUAUCUGCAGCCUCAUGAGAGGGGGAAUAGCUGAGAGAGGAGGCGUCCGUGUGGGGCACCGGAUCAUUGAAAUCAAUGGACAGAGCGUCGUGGCCACCCCCCACGAGAAGAUCGUCCACAUUCUCUCCAAUGCUGUUGGGGAGAUUCACAUGAAGACAAUGCCAGCCGCCAUGUACAGGCUGCUGACGGCCCAGGAGCAGCCCGUUUACAUCUGA